Triplophysa rosa is the source of this 2009-nucleotide messenger RNA. RefSeq names its product cytochrome P450 27C1 (gene cyp27c1). Bases 105 to 1715 code for a protein of 536 amino acids. Lineage: Eukaryota; Metazoa; Chordata; Actinopteri; Cypriniformes; Nemacheilidae. The transcript has 9 exons. The record is from RefSeq and is a predicted model, not a curated record. Gene Ontology annotation, biological process: cortisol metabolic process; cellular response to peptide hormone stimulus; C21-steroid hormone biosynthetic process. Gene Ontology annotation, molecular function: heme binding; iron ion binding; monooxygenase activity. Gene Ontology annotation, cellular component: mitochondrial inner membrane.
CGCACGCACGCACCCAGCGCGCUCUCGCUUUUCAGCUGGAGAGGUUUUGCGCACCUCCUCAAUAACAGACACAUACGCGUUUCGCGCAUUAAUCAGCGUUCAACAUGGCACUUCACAAGACUUUCCUGCGUCUCGGCCGCAAGAAUCUGCUCCAGCACACGUGCAAACAGCUUUCCCUGCAAACCCGCGGGCUGCACAAGACCAGCGGCUCCGUGGAGCUUACGCACAGUCCGGCUGAUCUGAAAGACGACACGGUGAAACCAUCCGAGGAUGUGCUGGAUGUGGCCAAUGCGAAGAGCCUCAAGGAUAUGCCCGGACCCAGCACUGUCGCCAACCUCAUAGAGUUCUUCUACCGGGAUGGCUUCAGUCGCAUCCAUGAGAUCCAGAUGGAGCACUCUCAGAAGUACGGCAAGAUCUUCAAAUCUCGAUUUGGACCUCAGUUCGUGGUGUCCAUCACUGACAGAGACAUGGUGGCUCAUGUUCUCCGUGCUGAAGGUGUGGCGCCGCAGCGGGGUAACAUGGAGUCCUGGAAAGAGUACAGAGACAUGAGAGGACGGUCCACCGGACUCAUCUCAGCCGAGGGUGAAGAGUGGCUGAAGAUGCGCAGCGUCCUGCGUCAGCUGAUCAUGCGGCCGCGAGACGUGGCUGUUUUCGCUCCUGAUGUCAACGCCGUAGUGGAGGAUCUGGUGAAGAGAAUAAAGACUAUGAGGAGCCAGCAGACCGACGGCCAAACUGUUGAAAACAUCAAUGAUCUGUUCUUCAAAUAUGCCAUGGAAGGUGUGGCAACCAUUUUGUACGAGGCUCGUCUGGGCUGUUUGGAGGAGGAUAUUCCCAAGAUGAGUCAGGAGUACAUCGCGGCGCUGCAUCUCAUGUUCAGCUCUUUUAAGACCACCAUGUACGCCGGUGCCAUUCCCAAAUGGCUGCGUCCCAUCAUUCCCAAACCCUGGGAGGAGUUCUGCAGCUCCUGGGACGGCCUCUUUAAAUUCAGCCAGAUUCAUGUAGACCGAAAGCUUUCGGAGGUUAAAAGAAAGAUGGAGAGAGGCGAAGAGAUUAAAGGAGGCUUGUUGACUCACAUGCUGGUCACCAGAGAGAUGAGCGUGGAGGAUAUUUACGCAAACAUGACAGAAAUGCUCCUGGCCGGAGUGGACACGACCUCAUUCACGCUGUCGUGGAGCACGUACCUUCUGGCAAGACAUCCCAUGGUACAGCAGCAGAUCUUCGAGGAGGUGGAGCGUGUGUUGGGUGGGCGUGUCCCGACCGGAGAGGAUGCUGCUAAUUUGCCUCUGAUUAGAGGGCUUGUCAAAGAGACGCUCAGGCUUUUCCCUGUUCUCCCUGGAAAUGGACGUGUCACACAGGACGAUCUAAUCGUUGGAGGUUACUUAAUUCCUAAAGGGACUCAGCUGGCUCUGUGUCAUUACUCCACUUCCAUGGAUGAGGAGAACUUCCCCCGUGCCGAAGAGUUCCGGCCAGAACGCUGGCUCCGCAAGGACUCCACCGACCGCGUGGACAACUUCGGCUCCAUCCCGUUUGGCUACGGUAUCCGCAGUUGCAUCGGCAGGAGAAUAGCCGAGCUGGAGAUGUAUUUGGCCCUCACACAGCUCCUUCAGAAGUUCCACAUCAAGGUGUCUCCUGAUGCCACUGACGUGCUUGCUAAAACCCAUGGCCUCCUCUGUCCGGGUGCACCCAUCAACCUUAGGUUUGUGGACCGAGAUUAAUCUGCCAUCAACCGACGUGUAAAUAUAAACCAUAAUCCAGCCGGAAGAUGCUCUGAAGAUUAUUGCUGUCAUUGUGUCACAGUGUUUCUUCCAACUUCUAUCCAGCCAUGUGUGGAGUUUUUCAAUAAUUCAAUGCUUCUGUAAUGUUAAGAAUGUACUGAUAUUUUCAAACUGUAUAGAACUGGUACUUUUUUAUCAACUCUAAUCUAUUAAUCUAUACAAAUGACAUGAAUGGUAUUUACAUUUUCUUGUCUUUAAAAUGCUAUGAAGAUUUGUAUAUAGAUGUAUUUACGA